Messenger RNA from Cavenderia fasciculata, 402 nucleotides. It is a transcript of the gene mrpl27, whose product is annotated as ribosomal protein L27. Gene Ontology annotation, molecular function: structural constituent of ribosome. NCBI's taxonomy places the organism in Eukaryota, Evosea, Eumycetozoa, Acytosteliales, Cavenderiaceae. Gene Ontology annotation, cellular component: ribosome; mitochondrial large ribosomal subunit. The transcript is spliced from 2 exons. The coding region runs from base 1 to 402 and encodes 133 amino acids. The record is from RefSeq and is a predicted model, not a curated record. Gene Ontology annotation, biological process: translation.
AUGUCAUUGUUUCAAAGAUCAGCCUUUACUUUACAACCAUCCGUAUCUUUACUCUUUACUGAUGCUCUUUCAACAUCAUCAUUAAAUAUUACAAAGAGAUGGGCUACCAAGAAAUCAGCAGGUACAACAAAGAAUGGUAGAGAUUCACUUCCAAAGUACUUGGGUGUAAAGAUUUUUGGAGGAGAAGUAUGCAAAGCAGGAAAUAUCAUUAUGCGUCAACGUGGCACCGAAUUUUACCCAGGCACUGGUGUCGGUAUCGGACGUGAUCAUACCAUCUUUGCAACUGUCGAUGGUUAUGUCAAGUUCCAUCAAUCUACUCUUGAUAAAAAUAACAAACCAGCUAAACCAAGAAACGUAAUCUCAGUUGUUUCAAAUCAACAACACGAACAACCACAAGCUUAA